Choloepus didactylus (southern two-toed sloth) is the source of this 3209-nucleotide messenger RNA. It is a transcript of the gene CDH7, whose product is annotated as cadherin 7. The record is from RefSeq and is a predicted model, not a curated record. Gene Ontology annotation, molecular function: cadherin binding; calcium ion binding. Gene Ontology annotation, cellular component: catenin complex; adherens junction; plasma membrane. Lineage: Eukaryota; Metazoa; Chordata; Mammalia; Pilosa; Megalonychidae. The transcript is spliced from 12 exons. Gene Ontology annotation, biological process: calcium-dependent cell-cell adhesion; cell morphogenesis; multicellular organism development. The coding region runs from base 375 to 2732 and encodes 785 amino acids.
UUGGAGGCGGGGAGGGGGCCGGGCGGACUCCGCCAGUCCGCCCCGCGCGCCCCGCCGCCCGCACGGGGGCCCGAGCCGCCCGCCGGCGCCCGGCCGCUGAGCGCCUGCCCUUCGGGGUGCGAACGCCUGGCCGGCGGGCGCCUGCCGCAGCCGGGAGUGCAGCGAGGCCCCAGGUACCUCUUGCAACAUUCCUUGGCGAAGGCUGUUUAGCAGUGGUGACCUCUUCCAAUCGAGCACUGUACAAAUUAUUAUCUCUGGACUCCCAGCUGACACCCUGCCGGAGGCAAGAGCUACUAAGCCAGCUGGAACUGUGCCUUUUCUCUUGUCAAGAUUUCUUUCUUACACAGGAAAAAGAAAGAAGAAAAAAAAAAAAGAUGAAGUUGGGCAAAGUGGAGUUCUGCCAUUUUCUGCAGCUGAUAGCUCUUUUGCUGUGUUUUUCUGGACUGAGUCAAGCAGAACUCUCAAGGUCCAGAUCAAAGCCCUAUUUCCAGUCGGGGAGGUCCCGGACCAAGCGCAGCUGGGUGUGGAAUCAGUUCUUUGUUCUGGAGGAAUACAUGGGCUCGGACCCCCUCUAUGUAGGAAAGCUUCACUCUGAUGUUGAUAAAGGAGAUGGUUCCAUCAAAUACAUCUUGUCAGGCGAAGGGGCAAGUUCCAUUUUCAUUAUCGAUGAGAACACGGGAGACAUCCACGCCACCAAGCGGCUGGACCGGGAGGAGCAGGCCUACUACACGCUCCGGGCACAAGCCCUGGACCGGCUCACCAACAAGCCCGUGGAGCCCGAGUCCGAAUUCGUCAUCAAGAUUCAGGAUAUCAACGACAACGAGCCCAAGUUUCUGGAUGGUCCGUACACUGCAGGAGUUCCUGAAAUGUCUCCUGUAGGGACCUCGGUGGUACAAGUCACAGCGACUGACGCCGAUGAUCCUACCUACGGCAACAGUGCCCGAGUGGUAUACAGUAUCCUGCAAGGACAGCCGUAUUUUUCCGUGGAGCCAAAGACAGGAGUCAUCAAGACCGCCCUUCCCAACAUGGAUAGAGAGGCUAAAGACCAGUAUUUGCUUGUUAUUCAGGCAAAGGAUAUGGUUGGUCAAAAUGGAGGACUGUCAGGCACUACAUCUGUCACCGUGACCCUAACUGACGUCAACGAUAACCCGCCUCGCUUUCCACGAAGGUCUUACCAAUAUAACGUCCCUGAAUCACUGCCUGUGGCAUCAGUUGUGGCCAGAAUUAAAGCUGCUGAUGCAGAUAUAGGGGCUAAUGCUGAAAUGGAGUACAAAAUUGUGGAUGGUGAUGGAUUAGGGAUUUUCAAGAUUUCUGUUGACAAAGAUACACAAGAAGGAAUCAUUACUAUUCAGAAGGAGCUGGAUUUUGAAGCCAAAACAAGUUACACACUACGGAUAGAAGCUGCAAAUAAAGAUGCCGACCCUCGCUUUCUAAGUUUGGGGCCAUUCAGUGACACGACAACCGUGAAGAUAAUUGUGGAAGACGUGGACGAGCCCCCUGUGUUUUCCUCACCCUUAUAUCCCAUGGAGGUGUCCGAAGCCACCCAAGUUGGCAACAUCAUUGGCACCGUAGCAGCUCAUGACCCGGAUUCUUCCAACAGCCCUGUGAGGUAUUCAAUUGACAGAAACACAGACUUGGAGAGAUACUUCAAUAUCGAUGCCAACAGUGGAGUUAUUACAACCGCCAAAUCUUUGGAUCGAGAGACAAAUGCUGUUCAUAAUAUCACAGUCCUUGCAAUGGAGAGCCAGAAUCCAUCCCAGGUAGGAAGAGGCUACGUGGCCAUCACCAUCCUAGACAUCAAUGACAACGCACCUGAAUUUGCCAUGGACUAUGAGACCACUGUCUGUGAAAAUGCCCAGCCAGGUCAAAUUAUCCAGAAAAUCAGUGCUAUUGAUAAAGAUGAGCCAUCCAAUGGACACCAGUUUUACUUCAGCUUAACAACAGAUGCAACAAAUAACCACAACUUCUCACUGAAAGAUAACAAAGACAACACGGCUUCGGUCCUCACCAGGAGGAAUGGCUUCCGGCGGCAGGAGCAAUCCGUGUACUAUCUGCCGAUUUUCAUCGUGGACAGCGGAUCCCCUUCGCUCAGCAGCACCAACACCCUCACCAUCCGCGUGUGCGACUGCGACGCGGACGGCAUGGCACAGACCUGCAAUGCUGAAGCCUACGUCUUACCUGCGGGGCUCAGCACCGGCGCCCUGAUCGCGAUUCUCGCCUGUGUCCUGACACUGCUCGUGUUGAUCCUUCUGAUUGUCACCAUGAGAAGACGGAAAAAAGAGCCCCUCAUUUUUGACGAGGAGAGGGAUAUCAGAGAAAACAUCGUCAGGUAUGACGACGAGGGCGGCGGCGAAGAAGACACAGAAGCUUUUGACAUGGCCGCCCUGAGAAACCUCAACGUCAUCAGAGAUACCAAGACGCGCAGGGAUGUGACCCCGGAAAUUCAGUUCUUGAGUCGCCCAACUUUCAAAAGCAUCCCGGAUAACGUCAUUUUUAGGGAAUUUAUUUGGGAAAGACUGAAAGAAGCUGACGUUGAUCCCUGUGCUCCUCCUUAUGAUUCUUUGCAGACAUACGCAUUUGAAGGGAACGGCUCAGUAGCUGAGUCACUCAGCUCUCUAGAUUCCAUCAGCUCAAACUCUGAUCAGAAUUAUGACUACCUGAGUGACUGGGGACCUCGUUUUAAACGACUUGCAGACAUGUAUGGCAAUGGCCAGGAGAGUUUGUACUCAUAGCCUUGGGACCUUAGUUGGAAAUGUACUGAAGAAAAGGUGAAAGCAAAAAAAACACUCAACUACUCACAGAAAAUAAGAACUCCACUUGCUGGAGAAAAAUGGCUGUAUAUAUUUCUCCAUUUCUGUUUAGGUUUCUGCCUUGGUGAAGCGGAUCUUCAUUAGACUUACCUGAGGGACUGCACUGACCACAGACUGAGCAUUUGAUACAAAGAAAUGCUCAGUGGUUUGUGAAUAGAUAGCAACUCUCAUAUACCUGCAAAGGCACCUGAUCUCUAUGAGUAAGUAGCAUCCUUGUCACCACAGAGCCAAGGACACCCUGUCCUACCUUCAUGAUAUCACCAGCGAGAGGAAUAAAACGUGAUGUGCCAUUGAGAAGUCAUGGAACGUCUUGCAUAUCAAAACUAGGAACAAAUUUAAUUUACAGUGAUGCUUUUAGCUUGCUAGAUUAUAGAAUCCAGCAGGAUUUUAUUGCUAUUG